GUAAAUAAACAAUGUAUGUUUGAACUUUAUUAUAAUGGCAUUAUUUUUUAUUAUUUGCUUUGUUUUACUUCGCUUUUCUCAAGUUUAACGGAUUAUUUUGCUUUCAAAUUGGUGGAUUUCGACGACGAACACAGUUUUUAAUGAUCGCCAAUCUCCUUACUUGCUUUGCUAAAGAUCACUAUAUUUCUGAGAAAGUUUGACAACUUUCUAAUCGUAAAUUUUUAAUGGAUAAGCUUCCUCGAAGCCAUUAUGAAAGACUUCAAUCUGAUGAUGAUGAUGAAGAUUUACCUCCACAAGUCCACAUUACAGCUCCAGGAGGAGAAGGCAUUGGAAGAAAUAGUUCAAGUCGAUGGAAUCAUAUAGAAAACCUUGAUGACUUUUUCAUUAGAGUGUAUGAUUAUCAUCAACAAAAUGGUUUUCUCUGCAUAUUAGUCAAAGAAUGUUUUGAGUUGGCACAAUAUGUCUUCAUUGUUCUCUUCACUACAUUCCUGAUAUUUUGUGUGGAUUAUAACAAACUCUUUAGAGAUAAAGAUCCAGUUAUAAUUGAUUGCAUUAAUUUCAACAAUGUUAAAAACGCAAAUGGAGUCAUGAUCCUAUUCCUUCUUAUUGCGUUUCUUUUUUGGACGAUACGAGCCACCAAAGUAUUCUUGUAUUUUUUUAAAUUACUGGAAAUAAAGAACUUUUACAGAGAUGCGUUAAAUAUCAGCGAGGACAAACUUGCUAGCAUGCAGUGGAAAGAUGUGCAAGAGAGACUUAUUGUGAUUCAAAAUGAACAUCAAAUGUGUGUACAUAAAGCGAAUCUUACGGAACUCGACAUAUACCAUCGUAUCUUGCGAUGGAAGAACUAUUUGAUAGCGAUGCAAAAUAAAGGAGUACUAUCAUGUACCUAUACCUUCCCAAUUAUUGGAAAACGGGCAUUCUUGACAGAAGGAAUGAAGUACAAUUUAAAUUUGUUGCUCUUUUGGGGACCCGAUUCUCCCUUUUUGGAUUCAUGGAAAUUAAAACCUGAGUACAAAUUGUCGUCGGAACGACUGCGUUUAGCCAAAAGGUCUGGGAAAGAUGUUGCACUUAAAUGUUUACUUGUGUAAAACAUAUAAAAAAUAGAGUUAUUGUGGCUUUAUUGUAUACGUAUUAGUCACACUUUCUACAAUUAAAAAAAGACAUAAAUAUACGACAAACCUAUUUUGUCUUAUUUAGUGA
This is a messenger RNA of Xenia sp. Carnegie-2017, 1200 nucleotides long. RefSeq names its product autophagy-related protein 9A-like. Bases 225 to 1088 code for a protein of 287 amino acids. Gene Ontology annotation, cellular component: phagophore assembly site; autophagosome. NCBI's taxonomy places the organism in Eukaryota, Metazoa, Cnidaria, Anthozoa, Malacalcyonacea, Xeniidae. The record is from RefSeq and is a predicted model, not a curated record. Gene Ontology annotation, biological process: autophagy of mitochondrion; protein localization to phagophore assembly site. The transcript is spliced from 7 exons.